AUGCCUUCCGGUAGCUGCUGGUGCGGCAACGUCAAGUACGAGUUCGAAGGGGACUCCAACAACGUGGUUGUGUGCCACUGUCUAUCGUGCCAAAAGAUAACUGGCGGGCUGUAUACGGCAAACAUUCCCGUUCCGCGGGACAAGUUGAUCAUCACUUCCGGGUCUCCAGUAUCUCACUCUCAAAAGCACGAAGAUGGAUUCACCUUGACUGUGUUUUUCUGCAACGGCUGUGGUUCGGUUCUCUACAAGCAGGCUGAUGCAGACAUGUUCGCGCCAGUCUCCUUGGUUCAAUCAGGAACGCUGGAUGGCCCUGCUAAGGACAAGGUCAGCCGACCAUCAAAGGAGUUAAAUGUGGGAUUGAGGGCGUCUUGGUUGCCGGAAGUUAGUGGUGCUACUCAAAUGCAAGGAUUUGACUAA
Molecule: messenger RNA, 417 nt
Organism: Trichoderma citrinoviride
Lineage: Eukaryota; Fungi; Ascomycota; Sordariomycetes; Hypocreales; Hypocreaceae
Exons: 2
Coding region: 1-417 (138 amino acids)
Molecular function (GO): carbon-sulfur lyase activity
Source: RefSeq, a predicted model, not a curated record